Megalops cyprinoides (Indo-Pacific tarpon) is the source of this 2378-nucleotide messenger RNA. It is a transcript of the gene cwc25, whose product is annotated as CWC25 spliceosome associated protein homolog. The transcript has 9 exons. Gene Ontology annotation, cellular component: U2-type spliceosomal complex. Bases 115 to 1284 code for a protein of 389 amino acids. Gene Ontology annotation, biological process: mRNA splicing, via spliceosome. The record is from RefSeq and is a predicted model, not a curated record. Lineage: Eukaryota; Metazoa; Chordata; Actinopteri; Elopiformes; Megalopidae.
CGGUGUGGUUCACUGGAUUGACGAGAUCUAUAUGAGGAAAAACAACACCGAGAAAAACUAACGAGCCAUCUAUAUCUGAUUUCUUUAGGACUGGGGAUAUAUUUUGGACCAAAUAUGGGAGGGGGUGAUCUGAACUUGAAGAAGAGUUGGCACCCACAAACAUUGAAAAAUAUCGAGCGUGUGUGGAAGGCAGAGCAGCGGCAUGAGGCAGAGCGCAAGAAGAUUGAAGAGCUGCAGAAGGAGUUGCGUGAGGAGAGAGCUCGAGAAGAGAUCACAAGAUAUGCACAGGAGACAGGGACUCUGAAAAAGAAGGAUGACCGUUUGGACUGGAUGUACCAGGGGCCAGGGGGCCAGGUGUCUCGGGAGGAGUACCUGUUGGGCCGCCCCAUUGACAAGCAAAUUACCCAGCAGUAUGAAGAGUCAGAGAGUGGAUUGUCUGCCCAGACCGGUCUGCUGCCGGGUUCCAUCUUUAACCUAACCUCACCUGCUUCCACGCUUGACCUGGCCACUAAAAUCCGGGAGGACCCACUGUUUGCCAUUAGGAAGCGUGAGGAGGAAAAGAAAAAGGAGGUUUUGACCAACCCUGUGAAAAUGAAGAAAAUUAAGGACAUGCUGCAGCACAAUUUGCAGAGGAAGGAGGACAAGAAGAAGAAGAAGAAGAAGAAGAAGGACAAAAAGAAAAAGAAAGAGGACAGGAAGAGGCAGAAGCACAUGCGACGCAGUACAAGCUCCAGCUCUGAAGAAGAGAAGCCCCGGUCUCAUCACAGAGAGAUGGUUGCACCUGCAUCCACCUCCCAUGACAAUGAUGUGUCUAGGUAUGGAUUGCAGCUCCCUGCCAGUGGACAAUAUCCUGAAGUACGUCCUUUGGUUCUACUGGGGAGCCAUUCCAUGGAUGAGGAAAGUAUUCAGCAUUCUCAGAAAUCAGACAGGAAGACCAAGUCCAGAUAUCCCAACCACUCUUUACACAAAGAGCGAAUUCACAGGCGCCAGGACACCAAUCACACAAAGUUUAUGUCUGGAGAUGAACUGGAGAGGAAGAGAAAGGAGAUGAUGGAUUUUGCCCGACAGCGCGAUGAAGAGCGGGUGAGCAAUGUGCAAAGGUACCGGCACCAGGAAGAGCAAGAGAAGGAGAGGGACAGGAAGGGCAGUCAGCAUGCUGGCUUCAUCCAUGACAUGAAGCUAGAGAGUGCUGCCACUUCUUCUCUAGAAGACCGAGUGAAGAGGAACAUUCACUCUCUGCAGAGAACAUCUGCUGCAUUGGAGAAAAACUUCAUGAACAGAUAGCUCAGAGUGAGAGAGUGACACAGAAAGACAGACCAGAUUUCAACUUGCAUAUCAGUGAAACCACCAACCGCCACUCUCUGGUCACAGUUAACUGUCCUAUAGCUGCACCACAGCCAGCCACCAAGAUACCUUGCUCACUUUCCCCAAACAUAAUUGGUACCAGGGCAGAUGCCCAUUAUUGUAACGUAAUAGUGCAUUUCAUGCCUACCCGGCCAGCUCAGUGUGCGCAUAGCAGUGUAUCCUGAACAAAAGAUGACAUUUAUAGCCUCACAGUUAUACCGCUCUUUUGCCAUCAUAUUCCUUUAUCAUAUAGGGCUCCCAAGUACAGUCGUUAGGGUGUGUGCCGUGAACUCAUGCCAAGAUGUACACACUUGUAUCAAUCUCAGCGGUGUCAACAACCAAUGAUUACCAGGAGCCCACAGCAGCGGAACAAUUUGUCUUCUUUCCACCAUGGAUGGGGUAGAUACACAUAGGCAGGGGUUGUCCAUCUCACCACUCUCAGACUUCCAUGAUGAUUUAUUAGACACCUGCGAGUUGCAUAGAUGAUGUCAAUGGAAUAACACCUAUCGUCUGAUUUGUGUCCACUCUGCUGUAAUGUGCUGUAUGACUUGCAGUAUGAAAAAUAGCUGUUGUCUGUGCACAUGUAUAAGCGUAACGGAGGAUUCAUCUUGCCUCAGUGCACAAGCAGAGGUUGCCACAGUCUGCUACAGUAAACAGUUGGUGUAAUAGGUAAUAGAUAAAUAGAUACGUGAAAGGAAAAAAGCCUAAAAUAAAUGUUCAUUAAUCAUAUUCAAGUUAAUUUUCUCUUGACUUCUCUUUGGUUAUCUUUUUAUUAUAUUUUAUUGUUUUCUGAAAGAUGUUUUUGGUAAUUCCCAGAUGUAAUUUGAUAUUUUACAAUUAAACAGAAUUCAGUCCGUUUCCCACAGCUGUGCAUGAUCUGUAAUUGGUGCCUUAAGUAACCCAGUUCACAUCAAGCGUAUCAAAUUAGUACGUUUGUGCAGAUUGAAUAAUGAUGAGACUCUGUCUUCAGCAAAUACAACACAAACGGACACCUUUUAAUGCAAACCGCAGACGAAUGUGCCACAAACAACAAG